AUGACUGACAAAGAACCCACCGCAGCUGAAGAGGCGGCCGCCCGCCAAAAGGAGAAGGCCGAGCAGGAUGCCCUCCCAUACGGCUGGACGCAGACAAUUGGAGAUGUGGACAUCACCAUCACUGGCAUACCGGGCAACUUCAAGGGCAGAGACCUGGUCGUGGACAUCAAGAAGCAGAAGCUGGCGGCCGGCGUGAAGGGCAAGGACCCUGUGAUCCAGGGCGACCUCCCCCACCCCAUCCACGUCGACGAUUCCACCUGGACGCUGGUCACCGCGCCCGACGGCACCAAGACCAUCGAGAUCCACCUGGACAAGGUGAACAAGAUGGAAUGGUGGCCCCACGUGGUCACGGACGCGCCCAAGAUCGACGUGACCAAGAUCACGCCCGAGAACAGCAAGCUGUCCGACCUGGAUGGGGAAACGCGCGGCAUGGUCGAGAAGAUGAUGUACGACCAGCGCCAGAAGGAGGCAGGGCUGCCCUCCAGCGACGAGCAGAAGAAGUUGGAUAUCCUCAAGAAGUUCCAGGAGCAGCACCCCGAGAUGGACUUUAGCAAUGCCAAGAUGAAUUGA
Molecule: messenger RNA, 570 nt
Organism: Cryphonectria parasitica EP155
Lineage: Eukaryota; Fungi; Ascomycota; Sordariomycetes; Diaporthales; Cryphonectriaceae
Exons: 3
Coding region: 1-570 (189 amino acids)
Biological process (GO): protein folding
Cellular component (GO): cytoplasm
Source: RefSeq, a predicted model, not a curated record